UUGACGUCAUGACGGUGGACGUCAUCUUGAAUGAAAAAUUCCUAUUUUAUUAUUUAUUUUGGUAAAAAACACGUUACUCGGAGCUGUAUUUAGUAUUUCUCGUUUAUAUAUUACCAAAUUAUACAGUUUUAUGUGAUGUUCAACAAUAAAAACCAAUCGGACUCAGUGAAUUUAUAGUGAAUGUGACGCUAAACUUUUGUGUCGGUGAUGUAAUUUAGGUGAUUGGGUGGCUUCCUAGUCCUAACUACAAUGGAGGAAUCCUCGUUCACGAUACCAGCCGACGACAAUGGUGAUUCUGAGCUCGAUCCCAGAAUACAGGUCGAGUUGGAGAAGCUGAAUGCGGCCACUGACGAGAUUAACAAGCUGGAGCUGGAGCUUGAUGAGUCUAUGAAGACAUUCCACCUGCUGCUGAACGAGACGUCCCGCCGGCUGCAGGCGCUGGUCAAACGGCUGGGGACGUGCGUGGACAAGUCCAGGCCUUACUACGACGCUGUGAACGUGGCAUCAGCUGCCAGGGCCGAGUGCCAGAGGGCGGCUGUGCAGUUUCAGAGGGCUAGUGAACUGCACGCAGCAGCAAAGGAGACGGUGACUUUAGCAGAGCAGCGCUUCGUGAGCAAGCAGGACGAGUGGCAGUUCGACAGCAACUGGCAGGAGGUGCUCAACCAUGCCAUCAUUAAGGUCAUGGACGCUGAGAAAAGAAAAGCUGAAAGUGGGCGUGAACAUCAAAAGAAAGCAGCGUCGUACAUUGCAGCUGAAAAAAAGGUUGUGCAACUGGAAGAUAACUUGAAACGCAACAUAAUAAAGUCACGUCUCUACUUCGAAGAGAAGAAACUAUGCGACGAGCAGCUGCAGACGCAAAACGAAAAAAUUGAGAAGCUGCAGCGUCUGAUUGCCGACGCCAAAUUCCGCUACUCGAAAUCUCUUAAAGCUCUAGAAGAAAUAUCAGAAGAGAUCCAUCGUCGUAGAGGAGAAUACCCGCCCGGCAAAGACACGAUACCCGUGGGACCAAGAGAACCAGGCGUGGGAGCCGAAAGAGACCCGAUCCACGACGAAAACGACUCAAAAGACCCUGAACACGACGAAGAAUCCAGUCUUCAAGAACUCAGAAUGAGAGUCAGGGAACUAGCUCUAAAACCAAUCGACAGAAAAGACGUCGAGACAGACGAAGCGUGGGCAUUGGAGCUGAACGAAACGAUCAACAAACUCGACCAGCUGCUUAUGAUGAAGGAAAAUAACCAGCAGAAGCGGUCCAAAUUCACAGCAGUGUCCCCAAGAAAUUCUAGUGCUCCAUCCACGAGCACUAACACUGGGAACAAACACACUCCACCCCCUAGCGACAGUUGGAAAUUCGAGACGAACUUGAAUAGAACCAAAUCCAUAAGCAGGGAGGUGGUGUACGAAAAUUCGAAUCCACCGAUAAGCAAGACUGAGAAAUCGAAGAGCAUGAUGUCGCUCGACGUGUUAGCUCUAGCCAGAGACACGGCCAUUAUGGAUAGGGAGUCUUAUUUAAAAGCUGUCAUCGAAGACAAGUCUCCGACUGGGACGUAUACCGAGAGCAAUUCGGAUAGAAACGAGAGUCCUGACGAGAUUCUGAUGGUGGAGUGCGAUUCCAGCGAUUCCACACAGAACCCCGUCAUUCGAAUGACCAGUUCAACGAUCACUGACAGCGAUAAUAGUUAAAUUUCUUAUGAAUCGCCUGAGUAGAAUCGCUAUUCGUCGCGACACACUUAGGAUUUUUUAUUGAUGUCAAUUUCUAUGUGUUAGUUUAAAAAGAAAAAUCGAAUAAAAACUAAAAAGGCUCACUCUUUUAAUGUUUAGUUAGAGUAGUGUUUGUCUUGUUUUCCACUUGUUGACUCGUGUAUAAUCUGGUCCGUUAGCACGUAGAAUUUUGUCCAAUGACCCCAAGCUACCCAUCCUUAUCGCUCUCGCUCGCGCGUAAUUAUGUUGCUAUCGCGCUUGCACACUCACUGCGGGUGCCAUUCAAUAUAAUUACGCGCGAGCCUUAUCGCUCGGGUAAUAAUGGGUAGCUUAAAAAUUCUACGUGCUCACGGACCGGGCUUUAGAGUUUAUUUUAGUGUAAUUCUGAUUUACGUCGACGCCAUAUCACUCCACCGACACAACGCUCGCAAAUAUUUAUUUGUUGCACGUACCCAACUGUCGUU
Ostrinia furnacalis (Asian corn borer) is the source of this 2162-nucleotide messenger RNA. RefSeq names its product SH3 domain-binding protein 5 homolog. The record is from RefSeq and is a predicted model, not a curated record. Lineage: Eukaryota; Metazoa; Arthropoda; Insecta; Lepidoptera; Crambidae. The transcript has 6 exons. Gene Ontology annotation, cellular component: cytoplasm. Gene Ontology annotation, biological process: intracellular signal transduction. Gene Ontology annotation, molecular function: protein kinase inhibitor activity. Bases 250 to 1680 code for a protein of 476 amino acids.